Molecule: messenger RNA, 2850 nt
Organism: Prorocentrum cordatum
Lineage: Eukaryota; Dinophyceae; Prorocentrales; Prorocentraceae
Source: the annotation of a GenBank genome assembly
AUGCGCAUUGCUGUGUACAACCCAUUGUCAGCGGGGACAAUCGAGAGACUUACAGACAUCAGCUUGGGACUCAAACAGUGGGACAUCAUUAUGAUUUGCGGCAGUGCCGAAUGGUGUGGACCAGAACCAAUUGGCAAGCACACCACGGACGCGCUAGGAGUCAGGACAAUGGUAGUGGUAGGAGGGGACCUCAACAGUGACAUGGGACUGCACCGCGACUCGGACGGCAUAGUAACAGACGAGGAGCAGGAGAGCAUCAGAGAGCAGCUGAAGGAAGUCACGGCAGUAUUGAAGCAGAUCAGGGAAACGCACGAGAAGCAGAGGAAGAAGCGGCUAGUGGAGGAGAUCUGGGAGGCACAUGAGAGGAGCGACUUUGCAGAAAUGCACCGGCUGCGAAUCCAGUACCAGAUGAACGGCAGAGGACCAAAAAAGAGGUACUACUUCUCACCCAAGACACACUGGGAUAACAACAAGUGGGAGCAGGAACUAAGUAAGGACCCCUCCCAGGGUGGAUUAGGAACUGUCCCGAUCUCGCUGCAGCAACAACUACAGGAGCAUGAGGAGUACUAUGCCGACCAAAUGCCACUACCAUGCGAUCACGACCUUAUGGCGAGAGUAGCGCAGGACAGGAGGAGCAUGUUGCAGUACAGCAAGAGAGCAGGCAAGAGGAGAGCGUGGCCAGAAUGGGGAUUGCCAGUAGAAGCCACCUUGCUCUUACUCGACCCGCAGAUCAACCUCGGCAGCCCAGGCGAACUUAGCAAGCGAAGAGAAGCUAGAGCAAUCAGAGAGGCUGAGAAAAGGAACGACGAAGAGGAGCUGGAUAAUUCUUUCAGCAAUAGGAUCACGGCAUUGGACCAUGCGAAGAGGGCUAAAGAGAAACACGGCACGUGCUACGAAGACCGUAGCAAGUGGGCCCACGAGAGCUACCCUCUCUUCAGCAACGCCUCAGAUCUCACCACCCUGGACCAGCUGAUCUUCGCCCAGCCCACGAUGGCGCUCCCCGCGCAAGCGGGGCGGCAGGUCGCAAAGCGAGGGCCCCAAGCCACAGGAGCCGCGGGAGCCGCCAAGAAGGGCAAGGGCAGCACGGGCAAGGGCGGAGCAGCCAGUGGCUCGGGAGGCGGCCGCGCACCUGCUGGGGACGACUUAGACUUCGAGAACGAGGGCUACGGCAACAAGCUCACCACGAUCCAGAAGCUGAGCUUGCGGAACAGCCAAGACAUCAGGGAGCUGUGCCACGCGGGGAUGUGGGAGUCCCUCGACGGCGACCAAGGGAGCGAGACAGCGAAAGCGGCGAAAGCCAUCCUGCAGGAGUACGUCGAGGCGACGAACCACGCUCUCGGACUCCUCAUCGCGCAGGAGACCAUCUUCACUUUCCAGGUCGCGGAGACCUACGAGAAGGAGGAUCUGGACGAGACGGAGCGGAUGGGCAGGAUGCACUACGCCUUGGCGCCCCAGCCCACGAUCGUGGCCAUCUUGCAGAAGAGCGAGCCUGGAGAGCAGGUGCUCCUGGCCGCCAGGAACUACAGCCCCGUCAAGCUCAAGGAAGCGAUGACCACGGUGCUACUCUGCUGCAACGGAACCAAAGCGACAGGAACGCCAGGGUUCGCCAGUGACUGCGACGGGGACGCCAAGCGGAGUGCAACCGGCACCGACAGAGGCACCGACGCAGGGCAUGGCCCACCAGCAGCGCCACCAGCGCACCUCGCGCACUUCGACAUCCGCUACAACAGCGCCAGUGGCCGCUUGAUGACAGGCAACAGCAGGCCGAGGUCUACGAGGCCUGUGCUUGACGAGCAGAUCGCCCCGCUGAACGGCAUCAUCUCAGCGCUCAUCAGGCAGCAGACGCUCGUUCACUUGUCGCUUGAGCGGCUUGCGCCCCCAGUGGUCAUGGAGCAGGAAGAGAUGCUGGAGCGCCAGGAAGUCAUCAGGCAGCUGGCGAGCCAGCGCACGAUCCUCGCGAAAGCAGUGAUGGGCUUGAGGUACGGCCUGAACCAGAUUCAGACAGAGGAUAAAUCGCUCGUCGGCCCUUGGCCCGACGAAAUCAACUACGUCGACGAGCUGGGCCUCAACAGCGGCGUGGCAGCCGCAGCGGGUGAUUGGUACUCGGGCGGAGGUCGCAUGGGCAGAUCUAUGGCCAAGUACCUGAUGCCUUAUGUCAGCGGCUUCCAUGGCCGCCGAGCUUACGAGAAGACGCUCCAGGCGAGCCUGGCCUCGCGCCUGCAGUUUGCAGACGUCGCGAGGUACGUCGGCAUCUCCACCACGCCGCCCCACCGCCAUGCGGCCGCCGCCUCCGCCGACCCGAGGAGGUCCACGCAGACCGCAGGCACACCGUCGGCCUCCAGUGCGGGCAGCCGCCCCCCCCCGCGAGCUCGCAGGGGCUCCCCCCCGCUGGGCCAGGCGGCCAGGAGCGGCGAGGCCCUCCGCAGCAGCUCGAGCCCCUCGCUGCCCCGCGGCGCCGCCGCCAGCCCGACGGGCUGGCCCGCCGCGCAGGGCUGCAGGCAGGCGCGGCCGGCGGAGGCCGAGCUUCCCCGUGCGGCCAGCACGGGGGGCGGCAGGCUCGUGCGUGCCCGUGAGGACGCCGCCCUCAGCAGUGCCCCAGCGGCGUCCACGGGCGGUGGCGCCGGCGCGGGCGGCCGCGGCUCGCUCGCGCCAGCAGGGGAGCUGUCCGCGCAGGCCGCCGCGCAGGCAGCCCACCGCGCGGUCGCGGAGCCGCACGCGCGGGCCGCUGCGCAGCCCAACGCGUACGACACCCAGUCGCAUGGGCUUCCACACUCGCUGUGGUCCACCAUGGCAAUACAAUACGAGCAAGAGGUCCUCACGCACGCGCGUUUGACGCUGCAAGUGCGAUGA